AUGUAUCAGAUUCAAGAUAUUUUCAUCACACUACUUGAUACAAUGCUGAUUACUCUAGAAUGCAUUCUACUUGCGUUACAGGCGGUUUCUGCAGUUCGAGUUUCAUUAGAAUCACCAAUUGGAAUUGACAGUCAGUCAAACAACAGGCUAUCAAAACGAUCACCCGUUGAAUUGCGUCAUGAUGCUGAUCAAUGUUUCACAAUUAAAGUCAAUAUUGAUGGAAUCAAUUUGGGUUUACAAGUCGAUUCAUCAUUUUCUGAUAUAGUUGUACCACUUUCUAGUUCAAGCAACGAUGUAGGUUUGACUCCGCAAUACACUCCAAGUGGGCAACCCGUUACUAUAAAUUACAAAGGCAAAGAGUAUAGAGGAAUUAGUUCCGACGCAGCUGUGACGAUUCCGGGUACUGGGAUAACUGACAUUGAUUUACCUGUACUAGCAAUCCAAAAACAAUCGCCAGAUCUAGUUGGCAUUGGUGGAAAACUCAAGCAAGGAGUAUUUGGGUUUGCCUAUUUCUCGUUGUCAAAGCAUCAUCCACCAACCACUGCAAUGGAUAUUUUGUACAAUUAUGGUGUUAUUCCUAAUAACGAGAUUGGCAUUCAACUAUGUCCGUAUGAAAUGACUUCAAAAAGUUUCAUCAAUAUAGGAAAUACGGACGUAGCUGAAAAAUGUGGAACGGAUGGAAGGAGUAUUGCAUGGGUAAAUUCACCGACAAACGAUUAUUUUACUGUCAACAUCAAGAGUGUACUAAUCAAUGACAAACAAGUGGAUCUACCCGAGGAAUUUCAGCAAGUUGUGGAAAAUGGACGUGCUUUGUAUUCAUAUCUACAUACAUGCUUUAUGUAUAUGCGUUUUCCUCAAGCAGUCGUGGAUGUGCUGAUCAAUGAUAUCCUUAAUAGUGGUGCGAUCACUAUCAAGAAUACUAUGAUUAGUAGCAAGCUCGGCAAAAUAAUAAUUAAAAAGAAGCUACAGAACAACCAUCUAAUGACUAAAUCCAAGUAUAAUAUCGAUUGGGUCAAGCUGCCGACAAUUACAAUUACAGUGUUUGCUCAAACUCCUGUAACUGAUGACAACCACGAUUCCGUUGUAACGAUCAAACUGGGUCCCAAAGACUAUUUACGAAGCUAUAAUUCUAAAGAUUACCUGUUUGCUGUACAAGCUGGUCCAAAUGAUAAUGCAGUUCUUGGUACAUCAUUUAUGGCCCGACUUGGAUUGACAUUUGAUCGAACAAAUAAACGCAUUGGAUUUGGUCCUGGAUGUGGAUGCGAAGUCUCGACUGAUGGAUAUCCUAUUAUUUCAAACGGUUAUCGAGUGAUCUGGUCACCAUCACAAUUUCCUGAACAACCAAGUACUUCAAUUCCAGAUGGCAGAUCUACUCUCAGGAGAUCGUUUUCGCGACUUGGUAGUAUUCGUCGUGGUAGUAAGCAUUCAAAGCCUAAUUAUGAGAAAUUUGAUGGAUAA
Messenger RNA from Batrachochytrium dendrobatidis JAM81, 1458 nucleotides. RefSeq lists its product as uncharacterized. The transcript is spliced from 4 exons. Lineage: Eukaryota; Fungi; Chytridiomycota; Chytridiomycetes; Rhizophydiales. Gene Ontology annotation, biological process: proteolysis. The record is from RefSeq and is a predicted model, not a curated record. Bases 1 to 1458 code for a protein of 485 amino acids. Gene Ontology annotation, molecular function: aspartic-type endopeptidase activity.